UGGGGAAUGUUAGUAUAACGAUAAUUUAGACAGCAAGAGCUGCAUACGUUGACUGAUAACCAUUCCUCUAAAUUCAACAGCUACCUUUGUAAUUGGAGUUUCCAGCUGAGAGGUUACAACAGCAAUCAUGGCACGCGGCUGCAGCUGCAGCAAGGAGGCUUUUCGGAUUAUAAUAUGGAUGUGCUGGGUUGCUAACAUGAUUGUCACCACAAUUUAUUACCUCCUAUCGGCGGUGACUUUCUACAAGCUCCUGAAUGCUUCACAGCAGUCCAUCUUGAACCCAAAGCUUUUGGAGAUCGACAGGAUUUGGCGUGCUCCUCUCGCCGCGUGUCUGCUGGGUUCGCUUCUGGUCUUUGGUUUCAACAUGUUCAGCUGCUGCAUCUUGCUCAAGAAGUCCAUUAACCGUAGCGGCCCAGGGUUUGGGUAUGGCUUUAUGGUUGCCUUCUGCUUCACGCUCGCCUUCUUCUGCCUUCUUGUGGGACUUACCAUGGACGGUUUCAAGCAAACAAUACGCGGCGCGCUCGAAAAUGACGUGACGGCCUGGGGAAAGUACAGCACGGAUCUGUACAUCGGCGCGGAAGUCUUCGCCUUCAUCUGCUUUGCCAUGUUCAUCCUGUUCUUCCUUAUACUCGUCAUUUUUCAAGGCGCUGUGUCAGACCAUCUUGGAAUCAACACGGAGAUGAACAAUCCGUAUGUGCCGAUGGCUGAUCCAGCUACCUUGGGGUUGACGGCUGGUGGUGCUGUAAUGUCCAGCGAUGAGAAGGCUGUAUCAUCGACGGAUCCGCAGUACAACACACAGUAUAACCCCAACGACUACAUGAACAAUGACCAGUAUAACCAGUACUACAGCACGCAUUAUAACCAAGGCGCCGGUGCGUACCAGAGUACCACGGAGUUUAACACCAAUGAGUACACAUACGACCAGGAGCAGGGUUACCAAGCGCCAUACGACACCAAUGGAUAUUCCACGGUGCCAACCGGCGGCCAUGCAGCGGGCAGCGCCGCGACCCCGGCUUACGCCGCGCCACAACCGCCUGCCUACAACGACCACGCGAGUGAGUCUGCGGCGGCGUUCUACAGCCAGCAAGGCGCUUACGGAGCGACCGCAUCGUACGCAACGCCGAUCAAAAAGCCCGUUCCGGACAACUGGGGGCAUUACGGCUACAGCGAGGCUGGCUUGGCCUAUCAAGCGAGCGCCAUGUCGCAACUCUUGGGCUCCAGCCUGCGUUUUUUUCCGGGGGCGGAAAAGCUGGAUGCGUCUGCUUUGCGGCAUGUCCUGCGGGAGAACUUCAAAGCAAACAAAGGGGCAAGUUCCGCAGACACGCCACGGCUGGUGGGCGAGGCAAUGGCGGCACUCCGCGUACUGCUGGAGCAGCUCUACCUGCACCGCUGCUCGUCCACGUGUACGACGGAGGGAGUGCGGGUCGAAGCGACCUCCAAGUUCAGCACGGCCGCGAACACGUACGGACGCAGCCAGAACCUGUUUUCCUACCGGGUCCGGGUCACCAACCUAAGGGACGAGCCCAUUCAAGUGCUAGGCAGAGAAUGGACCAUCCUGAACGACAAAGGCGCGGUGGUGGUCCACGUGCCCCACGUGCCCGGCAAUGCUGUCGUGGGCCAGCAACCCAUCAUCCCUCCGAAUGAUUGCUUUGAGUACAUCAGUGGCACGGAUCUGGAUACGCCCUCCGGCCUUCAGCGCGGCAUGUUGGAGCAGGAGAGGCGACACACGCCGGCAGAGGCAAUGGACUGGGGGCCAGAUAGGCUGUGCUGGCCUGCCUGCGAACACAGCCGCCCACUGGCCGGUGGCACAAUGGGCGAGGCCGCUAAGGGUUGUGUGGAGGGGGGAAAUGACGUGCUGCAAGGAAAUCAGGAAUGAACUGCCGGAGGGCCUCCAAGGUCCGAAACUGCCGACGAGGGGCGACUGGGAAGGUACCUUUCUUGACGAGCGACCGGCUGUUAAAGCAGUCCGCCGCCUGGGCCGCCCGGGAAGGGAGAACAGCUGUCGUGGGUUGUUGUCGGGCCGGCGGGGGCUCGGCGGUUGCUGGUAAAUCGGUCCUGGCAUGCAACAUGCACGUACAGGCAUGCUUACAUACAUACAUACAUACAUACAUGUAUCCGUCCUUGGAG
This is a messenger RNA of Volvox carteri f. nagariensis, 2127 nucleotides long. RefSeq lists its product as uncharacterized. The transcript has 13 exons. NCBI's taxonomy places the organism in Eukaryota, Viridiplantae, Chlorophyta, Chlorophyceae, Chlamydomonadales, Volvocaceae. The record is from RefSeq and is a predicted model, not a curated record. The coding region runs from base 128 to 1876 and encodes 582 amino acids.